Molecule: messenger RNA, 3738 nt
Organism: Amphimedon queenslandica
Lineage: Eukaryota; Metazoa; Porifera; Demospongiae; Haplosclerida; Niphatidae
Product: WASH complex subunit FAM21 homolog
Exons: 13
Coding region: 471-3572 (1033 amino acids)
Source: RefSeq, a predicted model, not a curated record
AGAAAGAGAAGAAAAAGAGUGAACAAGACGAUCUGUUCACCAGUCACAGGGACAGUGAAGAGGAGGAGGAGGAGGAGGGAACUGGGAGUGGUCUAUUCAGUAGCACUCGUAAAGGAGGAGGGGGACUCUUUGGAGGAGACGACGAUGAGGAGGAGGAGGAGCAAGAGAGGCGUGACCGAGCGGAGUCUAAUGUCUCAUCGACCGGGAGUGGGAAGAGAAAGAAGAAGCUGCCAUCAGGAGCAGUACCAUUGUUUGGAGGAGGAGGGGGAGGGCUCUUUGGAGGAGAAGAUUUGGAGGAAGAGAAAGAGGAGGAAGAAAUUACUAAGAAAUCAAAGAAGAAGAAACGUGAUGGAAGUGGUAAAAAGAAGAAAAGAGACAAGAGAGCGAGUGAGAGCGAAGAGACAAAGCCUCCAGCUGGUAAAAAGGAGCCAAACCUGUUUGGAGAUGACAAUGAAGAGGAAGACGAUUGGAUGACAGAAAGCACCACAAAGAAAGAAAAAGAAACGGCCAAGAAGAAACCUCCACCCACUGGAGGAGACCUUUUCAGUACUCUUGACGAUGAUGAAGAACCUUCUGGUGGUCUGUUUGGUGAGUCUCCGCCCUCUGCCCCGCCUGUAACUGAUACCGGCAAAGCUAAGAAGAAACCUGUUGGGGGAGUGUCAAUGUUUGGUCCUGCAGGAGGUGACUUGUUUUCAAAACAGAGUGUUGGUGACAGUGAAGAUGAAGAAUACAACAGCAGUGCCAAAGCCACUCCCACUACAACCAAAAAGCCCCCAGAGCCCAAGAAACCCGUUGCUGGGGGCCUCUUUGAUGAAGAGGAAGACGAGGGUGACAUAUUCUCUCAACUCUCCACAAUGAGCAAUAAACCGACUCCAACCACUACAAAGAAGAAGACGACAUUGUUAUCAGACGAGAGUGAUGGAGGAGGAGGAUUAUUUGGGAGUUCACCUCCUCAAGAGAAACCGAAAGAGGAGGAGGAGGAGGAGGAAGAGGUUAAGCCUAAAAAGAGACUGCCUGGGGCAGUACCUAUGUUCGGUGGUAGUGAUUUAUUGAAUGCUAUUAAUAAAAGGAAGACUAACUCUGCAGCUGCUGCCGCUAGUCCUACUGAUGACUUGUUUGGAUCUUUGAAAGAUGACGAGCCUAAAACACCUCCAGCUGUGAAAGAAAAGCCUAAGAAGUCUGAUAGUUUGUUUGAUGGAGGUAAUGAUGAUGAAGAUGAUGAUAUAUUCUCAGCUCCAAGAGGAAGGUCAAGCAGUAAAAGAGGAGGAGGAGGAGGAGAGAAGAAGAAAUCCACACUCUCCCACAGUUUGUUUGGCAGUGAAAGUCACGAUGGAGAAGGAGAUGAGGACGACCUCUUCUCCAGUCCACCACCAAAGAAAGAAGAAAAGAAAAAGACUACUAAGCCUCCUCCCUCAGUUACUGAUUCAUUAUUUGACGAUGAGCCCGACCCAUUGGGAGCACCAGCCCCUCCCACACAAACAAAGAAACCGAUCAAAAAAGAGGAACCCCCUCCACUUUCACCCGAUGAUCUUUUUGGUGAUGAUCCCCUCGGAGGUGGUACGCUCAUCACACCCAAACCAGCCCCGCCCAAACCGACCCCACUCACAGACGACCUCUUUGAUGACGAAGAGGCAGAAAGAGCUCCACCCAUCACUAGCACGACAAACAAGCCACGCCCAGCAGAGAAGAGCAGCGGUGGUGGUCUAUUUUCAGAUGAAGAUGGAGACCUGUUUAGUUCAAUGACAGCGACAGGAGGAGGGAAGAGAGAUGAAGGAGAGAAAGAGGAGUCUCCUGUUGUACAGAAGAAGAAGAAACCAGCUGGAGCAGUCUCAAUGUUUGGAGGAGGAGGAGACCCUAUGGGUAUUGCUGCUGCUGCUGCAGCUGCUAAAAGAAAAGGAAAGAAACAAGAUGAUUUAUUUGCUUCUUCUCCAACUGGUAAAGAUGAUGAUGAGGACGAUCUCUUUUCAGAAAAGCCCCUCCCACCUCCAUCUGUUGCCAAGAAACCAGUUCGACCAGCAAAGAAGAAGGAGGAGGAGGAGGAAGAACAGAAAGUUGAGCCCGUCAAACCAUCAGCAAUGAAAUCCAAUAGCAAACUACCAGGACUGAUGAUCAAUCCUCAUGCUUUGUUACCUGGUGCUACUCCUCCUAGCAGAGCUCCUCAAGAAACUGCAAUCUCUUUUGAUCAACCUGCUCAAGCAAAGACACUAACCUCAAUGACAAAAGGAAGAGCAAAAAGAGGCAACAGACGUCCCCCCACUCGUUUUGCUGGUAAAUCUUCAGCCACACCUCCAGUUUCUCCACCCACUCAAACCAUAGAUGACGAUUUAUUUGGCGAGUCUCCACCUACUUCUUCUGGAGGUGGUGGUGUCAAAAAGCCCAGCCCUGUCACUAAGAGGAAGACGGACAUGUUUGGGAAUGAUGAUCUGUUUGAUGACACAAGCCCCAAACACGCUAAACCAACAACAGUUUCAAAACCUCCACCUGACGAUCCACUUGAUGACCUUUUUGACUCGUUCCCCCAACCUUCAGCAAAACCAAAGGUCAAAGACCCGCUCGGCGGUGAUGACCUUUUUGGAGAUAAUGAGCCUCCGGUUGCAAAACCCGUUAAACAGGUUAGGACUACAGUCGACGACAUUGAUGAUCUGUUUGGAGAGCCUAGUCCAAGACCUGUUAAGCAAGCUAAGAAGCCAGUGACUAAUGACGAUGAUGAUUUGUUUGGAGAAAGCGAUAGAAAACCAAUCAAACAGGUCAAACCAGUUGUUAGCGAGGAAGACGAUUUGUUUGGCGGAAAACCGAAAAAGUCAGCGAAACAGGUCAGACUGGUUGAAGAUGACCUCUUCGACGAUCCAAAACCGGUCAAACAGGCCGAGCCGACUAAAAAACAAGAUGGGAUUGAUGAUUUGUUUGCUAGUCCCCCUCCACUGCCACCUGCAGAUGAAGAGGAAGGAGACCUAUUCACUUCACUUGGGCCAACCCCUCGUAAACCGGAGGAGAAGAAAGCAACACCCAAAAGCACGCCCAAAAACAAGAAAAAGAAAGAUAAAGAGGAACCACCACCUCUUGCUCCUCCUCCUAGUAUAUUUGAUGCUGAUCCUGUUAGUACUGGAACUAAUGCUGGAGGGGGAGGAGCCCCAGUUGAUGAUAUAUUUGCGUCCAGUCCUCCUGGAAUGAAAACUGAUAAAACGGUUGAUGAUGUAUUCUCUGAAGAUAAAAAGAAAGCAAAGAAAGCGAAACCAGGAGCAACAAAAGCUAAAGUUAGACCUGAUGACGACCUGUUUGGUAACACUGAUGACAUCUUUGGUGGCAUUGAAACUAAAAGCAAAUCUCCAAAAACAACAAAGAAGAAAAAGAAAACAACCACUGCUUCAAAGACAGGCGGUGACAAAGAAGGAGGAGCUUCAUCUGAGGCCCCUCCCACUGAUAGUGAUCCUUUAGCUGCUGGUGAUUCAUCUGCCACGAAGACAACAAAAGCAAAAAAGAAAGUGAAAAAAUCUGAAAAGAAAGAGCAGGAUGUUUCUUCAAUUUUUGAUGAUGGACCGAGCAUUUUUGAUGAUCCAUUAAGUGCCCCUUGAGAAGCUUAUUAUUGUGUUAUCAUUUAUAAAUUUUAUUAUAAACUUUGUUUGAUAUUAUGAAAUAGUGACUUUAUGACGAUUACUGCUGAAUUACAUUGUAUCUGUCUCUCUCUCUUUAAAGUUUUUUGAUUUUGUCCAACAAUAUUAUAUAUUAUAACUAUUAUGA